AUGUUCAUCAUGGGAUCCGUGGUUGAGAGCGGCACCUGCAAGGGUCUGGAGCCGUCCGUUGCGGAGCUGCGAAGCUACGAACAAAGCAAGGAUUCUCGAGGCCCACGGGAGAUCGUCGUGUUGGUUUGUAGGGACGAAUUGGAAGAUGCCUUUGGCAGCAGUUCAUCCACUUGA
Molecule: messenger RNA, 174 nt
Organism: Aspergillus luchuensis
Lineage: Eukaryota; Fungi; Ascomycota; Eurotiomycetes; Eurotiales; Aspergillaceae
Exons: 1
Coding region: 1-174 (57 amino acids)
Source: RefSeq, a predicted model, not a curated record